Messenger RNA from Saccoglossus kowalevskii, 1054 nucleotides. RefSeq names its product TM2 domain-containing protein 1-like. NCBI's taxonomy places the organism in Eukaryota, Metazoa, Hemichordata, Enteropneusta, Harrimaniidae. The record is from RefSeq and is a predicted model, not a curated record.
AAAUACAAGAUGGCCGCUUCCGGGUUGUACAUGUAUGGCGCUCAUGAAGUCAUUAUAUUUUUAUUCAUUGUGUGUGUCUUUUGCGAUGUUGUGGUACUGGCAACUGACGCCUGGGAACUUGAAUGUGAAGAUCUUCUAAUGGGACAGUAUUAUUGUAGUAAACCUGACAUUGACCCUGAUACACAGGCACCCGAGGGAUGCACUAAAGAAAGUACUGUGGCAGUGAACUGUUUUCCUGCACCAAAUAUCACAUGUAGUGGUGUUACGUACAAUGGUACGCAGGUUGGCUUUCAAAAGAAUGUACCAUGUAGAUAUACUAAUGGGGUCUACUAUGAAGUAUCUGUGCUGUUAUCAAUAUUUCUUGGAAUGUUUGGCAUUGAUAGAUUUUACCUUGGAUAUCCAGCUAUUGGUCUCCUCAAAUUUUGUACAUUAGGAUUUUUCUUUCUUGGUCAACUUAUUGAUGUUAUUCUCAUAGCAUCUCAGGUUGUUGGCCCAGCAGAUGGUUCUGAAUACAUUAUAGAUGCCUUUGGAGCAAGGCUGAUUCAUAUAACACUUGAUAAUGAGACCUUUUACAAACCACCUGAUUAUUGGUGAUUAUUGGCACCUACCGGGACAAAUUGAUAUUACAACAUUCAUUUACAACAAUGCAAAGCAUUUUCACAAACAAAGCAGUUCAGAGAAGAUGCCAAGCAUGUCUGGAAAUGCAGAAUUGGAGUAGUUUUUCAGGAUCAGUGAAGGCAGACGGCUGUGUGUGUAUUUCAUGGUAGAAAAAAACACAGAUUUGAACAUGAUUGUGACUGUAUAUAUUGUGAUGGACAAAGUAGAGCUGGGCUCUACAUGUAUUUUGUGAUUACCAAACACAGAGUGAAAACAGGGUUGUAUAUCUGGAAUAGCUCACAAACUGAUGCAAGUUUGUAUCUAUUGCUGGCUAUAUCAUGAUGUUGAUAACUAAAUGAUAAAAUGACACAUUGAAGCAAGACUAACCUAUAUCAGUGAUUCUGCUUAAUUGCAUAUGUUUUGAAUGUAAACUAUUAAAUAUUUAUUAUUCAAUUUU